Messenger RNA from Eimeria acervulina, 603 nucleotides. RefSeq names its product superoxide dismutase, putative. Gene Ontology annotation, biological process: superoxide metabolic process. The transcript is spliced from 4 exons. The record is from RefSeq and is a predicted model, not a curated record. Lineage: Eukaryota; Apicomplexa; Conoidasida; Eucoccidiorida; Eimeriidae. The coding region runs from base 1 to 603 and encodes 200 amino acids. Gene Ontology annotation, molecular function: metal ion binding; superoxide dismutase activity.
AUGCCGUUCCAGCUGCCGCCGCUGCCCUACGCGAAGGACGCGUUGGAGCCGCAUAUAAGCAAAGAGACACUGGAGUAUCACUAUGGCAAACAUCACGCGACGUAUGUUAACAACUUGAACAGGCUUACGGAAGGGAAAGAUGAGGCGUCAAAGAGUCUCGAAGAUUUGAUUAAGACAGCAUCCGGGGGUAUAUUAAACAACGCCGGUCAGGUGUACAACCAUACAUUUUACUGGAAUUCUAUGAAGGCAGGAGGAGGGGGUUCUCCAACGGGUUUAAUUGCAGGAGAGAUAGAGAAGAGCUUUUCUUCUUUUGAAGCUUUUAAAGAGCAGUUCUCUGCUGCUGCAGCUGGGCACUUCGGAUCGGGUUGGGUUUGGCUUUGUUAUUGCGGAGAACAGAAAAAAGUUGUUAUUACACAGACACACGACGGAGGUGUACCGUUCAGAGAUAAUUCAAAGUGCUUUCCUCUCCUCGCUUGUGAUGUAUGGGAACAUGCUUAUUACAUAGAUAGAAGGAAUGAUAGAGCAGCUUAUGUUAAAGCGUGGUGGUCGUUGGUGAAUUGGGACUUCGCGAACGAAAACCUGAAAAAGGCAAUGGCAGCCUAA